AGAUUAUGGACUUGGAAAUGGAAAAAAAAAAAAAAAAAAAGAAAGAUCGAGUCUUUGAAACCCAGAGAUGGAGGGUAACGAAACUAACAAUAACAACAAGAGAAGCGAAAUCGGGAAGCCGAUGAUCGGAUUGAUAUGUGGUACGUUGGUGUACUACCACUGUGCGUAUCGGAAUGCCAGCCUUCUCUCUUUGGUUUCCGAUGUUCUCAUCGUCCUCCUCUGCUCCCUCGCUAUUCUCGGUCUACUCUUUCGCCAGAUGAACAUCUCGGUUCCCGUGGAUCCACUCGAGUGGCAGAUCUCUCAGGACACUGCAAACAGCAUCGUCGCAUGGUUUGCUAAUACAAUAGGGGCGGCUGAAUCUGUCUUGAGGGUUGCUGCAACUGGCCAUGACAAGAGGCUUUUCUUCAAGGUUGCCAUUUGUCUGUAUGUUCUAUCAGCAUUGGGACGAUUAGUCUCAGGUUUUACUGUUGCUUAUGCUGCAUUAUGCCUGUUUUGUCUUUACAUGAUCACUGAGAAAUCACAAACGAGCGGCAGAUUCAUCUCUCAGUUUGUAAGGCGUAGUAGCGGCACUUCUUUAGAUUUAGAUUAGCAUGUACAUUGCUUCACAUGUCUUGUUGUUUUCAGUUGAAAGCUGACAAUUGCGUAAAUAUUGAAUCACCCUGCUUUGUAAGAACAUUAUCCAUUAACAAUCUUCAAUUUGUAGUUGAUUUUUUUGUGUAA
Molecule: messenger RNA, 720 nt
Organism: Manihot esculenta (cassava)
Lineage: Eukaryota; Viridiplantae; Streptophyta; Magnoliopsida; Malpighiales; Euphorbiaceae
Product: reticulon-like protein B22
Exons: 4
Coding region: 68-589 (173 amino acids)
Source: RefSeq, a predicted model, not a curated record